CAUUCCCUGCCUCUCCACACGAUCAUACUUACUUGCACUUACCUACCUACUCACCUACUUACAUUCUCUUUCCAAUCUUCAAUCUCCAAUCGCACAAUUGACUCAACAUCGCCUCCUUCUCCAAAGACUCGUGAGGGUCAAUCAAACCAUCAAACCAUGUCGGACCCUUCGGCAGCGCAUGUACCUUCAUCGCCACCGAACGAUAGUAGGCGUGUCUGCACCAAUAAUGCGACCCCGAGCCUCCCACCACCAUACGCAUUCCUCGUCCAUUCUCCCAACACUGUCGCAAACGAUCUACCUCCAGACGUAGACAACAAACCACUCGCUCGUCAAAAGCGUAGAAGAACAAGCAAAGAGGAUGAAGAAAUCCUCAAAACUGAAUAUUUAAAAAAUCCAAAACCCGACAAAGCCGCUCGCAUCCAGAUUGUUCGCAAAGUCGCCCUCGGAGAGAAAGAGGUCCAGAUUUGGUUUCAGAAUAAGAGACAGAACGACCGCCGACGCGCGCGCCCACUUGAACCUUCCUCCACUGCAUCGCUACUCUCAUCAUCCUCCAACAUGUCCGACCCUGUCACGGAUGAUGAACGUGUCCUGCGCGACGGCACCGACGCACACACUGAGCCGCACAAUGACGACAUAUCCGCUCUGGACGACCCAGCGAAUCUCGAGGAUGCCGAGCCCACAGUGACUUCAGAGGACGCAGAGAUUACAGCGACUGCCACCGUCGCUGCCACCCAGGAACAAAAUUCUGAAGACGUUGUCGUGAUUGGGGAGGUGGAAUCACAAGCGACUGUCGAUUCCGUCGCGAUCGCAAUAGCUUCUACCGAUCCUGCCACCAUUGAGACAGCAGUCACAGAGCCCGAUAGCUCCCAACAAGAAUCCACAUCAUCGCAGAGCGCCGAACGCGCGCGUACCUCGUGGAUAUCCAACCGACGUAGUGCUUCUUUUCGGCAUGGCGAGGACUACGCACCUGAAGUUAUCACUUUCCCCCAACCGACAUCUACCGCCGCCGACGAAGCCCCUCCCUCAAUAACGACCUCGCCAGCUGAAGCACCACCCAAAUCGUCAACACCGAAAAAGUCAUUGAAACGCACACAUUCCUUUGUCCGACUCUCGAUGACGGACGACGGCACCGCCCGCGUCAUCACUGACGCCGAUAAAACCCCCUCACCUCCCCACGCCAAGUCGAACCCUGCGUCGCUGUCUCGUGCUGCUGCCGGCCUCCGCAGGAGUUAUAGUUCGGCAGGAUUGAACGAACGCCUAGCUGCAGCCUCGCGAGGCGAGCCCAGCCCAAAGAUGCCCAGAACCUCAUCCAGCGUUGGCCGGAGUCGAGAUUCACGCGCAUGGGAGUUCUGGUGCGAUCCGGAUACGCGAAACAGUCGCAGCCUAACUACUUGGGCCGACCAAGAGGGCAGCGGCAGCGCAGCAGACGCGAUUGGACUUCUCCGCGCUAAUCGCAGAGUUCUGGGCCAGAACCAGACACGUCAAAACACCCCAAUCAUGUCGCGACACAACUCGUCCAAGUCAACCAGAGAUGGUGGUGUGAAGAAGUCGCGUCGCCAAAUGCAGAGGGCAUCGACUAUUUCUGGGCCGCUCCCUAGCAAGGAAACGAAACAUGGAGACAGUAGCGAGUCCGACGAAUUGCCGCAGACGGAAUCAGACAAGGAGAACUGGGAGCCCGAACUCCCGCAAGCACGUCGACAGCGAACGUCCGGCCCACAAUCGAGCUCUCAACGGCCACGCCAAAUCUUGGGCGAGAACACGGAGAUAAUGUCACAGAGCACAAGUCUCGGUGCCAUGCUCGCGAAAGAGAAGGGGAGCAGAAGGGAGCGAGGAACGUCAGAUCCCGAGGCGGACGAGGAGCUGCAGCUAUUCAUGAACAGUAGCGACACCCUGAGUGGGAGGACAAGUCUGAGCUCGGCAGAAGAGGCAGGCUGCGUGGAAGGUCUACUGAAGUUGAGUCAAGGCAAUUGGAGGUAGCCCGCCGCUUUGCCAUGACAUGUACUAGUACACGCCUUGGUCUUUUGUCUUUGGUUUCUUGACAUUAUUUGCUGCAUUUGAGCGAGUUGGAGUUGGUGGCUUCUAGUUGGAAAAUGAUGACGAUGGGAAUGCGGUGGGUUUGAAAGGCGUCUGCAUUAUCAGAUUUGACAGAAGCACUUUGUUCUUCAGAGGUCAUAUCAUUAUACGAAUCCAUGCCCUUAUUUGCAUAUAAAUGUCUUUUGC
This is a messenger RNA of Aaosphaeria arxii CBS 175.79, 2220 nucleotides long. RefSeq lists its product as uncharacterized. The transcript is spliced from 3 exons. Gene Ontology annotation, molecular function: RNA polymerase II cis-regulatory region sequence-specific DNA binding; DNA-binding transcription factor activity, RNA polymerase II-specific. Bases 157 to 1977 code for a protein of 606 amino acids. Gene Ontology annotation, biological process: regulation of transcription by RNA polymerase II; cell differentiation. The record is from RefSeq and is a predicted model, not a curated record. NCBI's taxonomy places the organism in Eukaryota, Fungi, Ascomycota, Dothideomycetes, Pleosporales.